ACGGAGUUUUUGUUGUACGUCAAGGACAGUUCUGCAGAGGAGAUACUUGACCCUGAAGAUCUUUCAACGAUAGACGACAGUGGAUUUGUCAAAGGUGCCAAAACCUUGUUUCUGAUCCAUGGCUUCAGCGAUAAUGGUAAGAGUGGAUGGAUUCAGGCCAUGAAAGAUGAACUCUUGAAGCUGGUACCAGUGAAUGUUAUAAUUGUUAACUGGAAAAAAGGAGCGAAUGGCUGCUACUUUUCAGCCAUAAGAAACAUCAAAUAUACGGGGGACAGUACAGUCGAGUUGAUUGGUAUUCUCUCAAGUGAAGGGGAGGUUCCUUUAUCGAAAUUUCAUUUGAUUGGACAUAGUCUUGGAGCUCAUGUUGCUGGACACGUUGGUCAGUUUGCAGAAAAUAUUGGAAGAAUAACUGGUUUGGAUCCUGCAAGUUUUGGAUUUUCAACAAAGGGUACAUCGAAACGACUGGAUGCGAGUGAUGCCGAUUUUGUUGAUGUAAUUCAUACCGACGAUGGUGCAUUAUUUGAAUUGUCCUUUGGUUAUGUGCCUGGAGUAACCGUGGGUGAUGCUGAUUUUUACCCAAAUGGUGGAAGUAAUCAACCAGACUGCCCAAUGGCACACUUUAGAUUUUUCCAGGACGUAUUGAGGGGCAAAAUGGCACAAAUGACAAAGGCUAUAGCAUGUAGCCACAUGAGAGCCGUGGCUUAUUUUACCAGCUCAAUUAAUACAUGUGAAUUCCCAGUGCACACUUGUCCAAAUGGAGACGAAGUACCUAAUGCGUAUAUGGGAUACCAUGCUUCUCCUGACUUGCAUGGUAAAUUCUGCCUGGAAACCACCGGUACUAAGCCAUUUUGUGUAAGUAAUUUAGUAGCUUCAUGA
This is a messenger RNA of Lottia gigantea (owl limpet), 876 nucleotides long. RefSeq lists its product as hypothetical. Gene Ontology annotation, biological process: lipid metabolic process. The transcript is spliced from 4 exons. The annotation marks the transcript as partial. The record is from RefSeq and is a predicted model, not a curated record. Gene Ontology annotation, molecular function: lipase activity. Lineage: Eukaryota; Metazoa; Mollusca; Gastropoda; Lottiidae.